Molecule: messenger RNA, 1493 nt
Organism: Magnolia sinica
Lineage: Eukaryota; Viridiplantae; Streptophyta; Magnoliopsida; Magnoliales; Magnoliaceae
Exons: 9
Coding region: 344-1228 (294 amino acids)
Molecular function (GO): hydrolase activity
Source: RefSeq, a predicted model, not a curated record
UGUUGGUUGGCGUAGGCGCGCUUCGUGGUUCGCAGGAAGGUGAGGAGAGGCCUGAGGGAAGAGUCUAUGUUACGCCGAUGGGUGACGAGUACUCUUCCCGCCCCACCCAACUCUCCUCUUUAUUUAUUCUGUUCUCCUCAUCAUUCUCCUUGUAAUUUCUCUCCUUCGUCUCCGAAGCGCGACCGUCGUUUCUCGAUGGCCCACUCCCAUCGAAUCGCAGUCGUUGGAGAUGUUCAUGGCGAUUGGGACCUACAAGAAGAUGCAAAAGCCCUUCAGUUUUUGCAGACUGUUUCACCUAAUUGCAUGAUACUGCUCAAGCUAUAGCUGUCUAACGUGGCCUUCUAUGGAAAUGCAGGCUGAUUUGGUACUUUUUACAGGAGAUUUUGCUAAUGAGAAUGUUGAACUUGUUAGAAGCAUUGCUAAUCUUACGAUCCCAAAAGCAGCUAUUCUUGGGAACCAUGAUUGCUGGUAUACUCCGCAGUUCUCGGAAAAGAAGAAAGAUUCUGUUCAACUUCAGCUCGCAUGUCUCGGUGAACAGCAUGUUGGUUAUUGUCAUUUGGAUUUUCCCACGUUAAAGCUCAGCAUUGUUGGUGGACGCCCAUUUUCUUGUGGGGGAGAUCAGUUAUUUCGGAAAAGACUUCUUUCUGCAAGGUAUGGUGUCUCUGACAUGGUUGGAAGUGCAAAAAAAAUCUAUGAAGCUGCUCUAGGGAUACCGGAUGAUCAUUCCAUUAUAUUUCUUGCACAUAAUGGACCUACAGGACUGGGUUCUCAGAUAAAUGAUAUCUGCGGAAAAGACUGGGUGUUCGGAGGUGGUGAUCACGGUGAUCCAGAUCUAGCACAAGCAUUAUCUGACCUGAAAAAGAGCACCCGAUUAUCGAUCCCGUUGGUUGUUUUUGGCCAUAUGCAUAAAGAGUUGGCAUAUGGAAAUGGGCUUCGAAAAAUGAUUGUGGUUGGCGCUGAUAACACCGUCUAUCUGAAUGGAGCCAUCGUACCAAGGGUGAAACAUUCGAUUGGCGAACUAGGGACCAGCAGCAGAAGCUAUGGGAACAAUGAAGUCCCGUUUCAAGCAGAUGGGCCACAUGCUACCUUGCGAGCAUUCACCUUGAUCGAGAUGUCAGAUGGGAGGUUGGAAAAGAUAACAGAGUGUUGGGUUUCGGUUUCCGGAGAUAAGGUGGCAUUAGAAGAGGAGAACAUACUGUUUAACAGCUGUACCGGGCUUUCUUCAUGAUGGAAAAUACUGUAAAAGUUUUGAGGUCUUUCAUGCCAAGUCUUCUGUGAAUUGGUGUUGUAGCAUGUAGUGUCAUAAAUAACUUACGAAACUCAUUUUUGUAUUUUCUUCAAAUACACUUUGUUCAGCGAAAAGAAGAAAAAAAAAAAAAUGAUAUGUAUACGUAUUUCUGCAGUCUUCUUGAACUGCAGUUCACAUUUGAGUGGCUUUCUUCCAUGGAUGGCCCAUAGUUCAAAAACCAAAGCAAUCUGACCAUCUUAGGCCA